This is a messenger RNA of Panthera uncia (snow leopard), 3930 nucleotides long. RefSeq names its product protein zer-1 homolog. The transcript is spliced from 16 exons. Gene Ontology annotation, cellular component: Cul2-RING ubiquitin ligase complex. The record is from RefSeq and is a predicted model, not a curated record. Gene Ontology annotation, molecular function: protein binding. Lineage: Eukaryota; Metazoa; Chordata; Mammalia; Carnivora; Felidae. Bases 376 to 2676 code for a protein of 766 amino acids.
CCCCGGCGCGACCCCCUCCCGCCUGGGGCUCCAGUCCCCGGGAUCCCAAGCUCCGCCCCGCCGACCCCCGUCUCCCGCAGACCCCGGCCCUAGCCUAACGAGAUCCCCUGUCUCCCCAGGCGCCCUGGCCCCAGAUUCUCCCGGGCGGCAUCCUCCGCUUCUCGUCGCGGAGGAAUCGAGCAUCCCGUCCGCUCCCGGGGCCGAGGGAUUUAUCUGCGUCCUCCCCCUUUCCCUCCUGCCUCAGGCGCCUCAGCAUCGCCUCUGCAACCUUUUGCACAGGCUGUGGUUCUGCCAAUGAUCCUGUGAGUGCCGGGGAGUCACCGCUGCCCCUAGGGGCUCCUGUCGUGGAGUGCCCCCCCCCCGCCUGUCCCCAGCAUGGCGUCCGACACCCCCGAGUCCCUGAUGGCCCUCUGCACCGACUUCUGCUUGCGCAACCUGGAUGGCACCUUGGGCUACCUGCUGGACAAGGAGACUCUGCGGCUACAUCCAGACAUCUUCCUACCCAGCGAGAUCUGCGACCGGCUCGUCAAUGAGUAUGUGGAGCUGGUCAACGCCGCCUGCAACUUUGAGCCCCACGAGAGCUUCUUCAGCCUUUUCUCCGACCCCCGCAGCACCCGCCUCACCCGGAUCCACCUCCGUGAGGACCUGGUACAGGACCAGGACCUGGAGGCCAUCCGCAAGCAGGACCUGGUGGAGCUGUACCUGACCAACUGCGAGAAGCUGUCCGCCAAGAGCCUGCAGACGCUGAGGAGCUUCAGCCACACCCUCGUAUCCCUGAGCCUCUUCGGCUGUGCAAACAUUUUCUAUGAGGAGGAGAACCCAGGGGGCUGUGAAGACGAGUGCCUCGUCAAUCCCACCUGCCAGGUGCUGGUCAAGGACUUCACCUUCGAGGGCUUCAGCCGCCUACGCUUCCUCAACUUGGGCCGCAUGAUCGACGGGGUCCCUGUGGAGUCCCUGCUACGGCCUCUCAGCUCACUGGCUGCCUUGGACCUCUCGGGCAUCCAGACGAGCGACGCGGCCUUCCUAACCCAGUGGAAAGACAGCCUGGUGUCCCUUGUGCUCUACAACAUGGACCUGUCAGAUGACCACAUCCGGGUCAUCGUCCAGCUGCACAAGCUGCGACACCUGGACAUCUCCCGAGACCGCCUCUCCAGCUACUACAAGUUCAAGCUGACUCGCAAGGUGCUGAGCCUCUUUGUGCAAAAGCUGGGGAACCUGAUGUCUCUGGACAUCUCUGGCCACAUGAUCCUGGAGAACUGCAGCAUCUCCAAGAUGGACGAGGAGGCAGGGCAGACUAGCAUCGAGCCUUCCAAGAGCAGCAUCAUGCCUUUCCGGGCCCUGAAGAGGCCACUGCAGUUCCUUGGGCUCUUCGAGACCUCCCUGUGCCGCCUCACACACAUUCCCGCCUACAAAGUAAGUGGUGACAAAAAUGAGGAGCAGGUGCUGAAUGCCAUCGAGGCCUACACGGAGCACAGGCCUGAGAUCACCUCACGGGCCAUCAACCUGCUUUUUGACAUCGCACGCAUCGAGCGCUGCAACCAGCUUCUUCGGGCCCUGAAGCUGGUCAUCACGGCCCUCAAGUGCCACAAGUAUGACAAGAACAUUCAAGUCACAGGCAGCGCUGCCCUCUUCUACCUGACCAAUUCUGAGUACCGCUCUGAGCAGAGCAUCAGGCUGCGCCGACAGGUCAUCCAGGUGGUGCUGAACGGCAUGGAGUCCUACCAGGAGGUGACGGUCCAGCGGAACUGCUGCUUGACUCUCUGUAACUUCAGCAUCCCCGAGGAGCUAGAAUUCCAGUACCGCCGGGUCAAUGAGCUCCUGCUCAGUAUCCUCAACCCCACGCGGCAGGACGAGUCCAUCCAGCGUAUCGCCGUGCACCUGUGCAAUGCCCUGGUCUGCCAGGUGGACAACGACCACAAGGAGGCCGUGGGCAAGAUGGGCUUUGUUGUGACCAUGCUGAAGCUGAUUCAGAAGAAACUGCUAGACAAGAUAUGUGACCAGGUGAUGGAGUUCUCCUGGAGUGCCCUGUGGAACAUCACCGACGAGACGCCGGACAACUGCGAGAUGUUCCUCAACUUCAAUGGCAUGAAGCUCUUCCUGGACUGCCUGAAGGAAUUCCCAGAGAAGCAGGAACUGCAUCGGAAUAUGCUAGGACUCUUGGGGAAUGUGGCAGAGGUGAAGGAGCUGCGGCCCCAACUAAUGACUUCCCAAUUUAUCAGUGUCUUCAGCAACCUGCUGGAGAGCAAAGCUGACGGAAUUGAGGUUUCGUACAAUGCCUGCGGUGUCCUCUCCCACAUCAUGUUCGACGGGCCUGAGGCGUGGGGCAUCUGUGAACCCCAGCGGGAGGAGGUGGAGGAACGCAUGUGGGCAGCCAUCCAGAGCUGGGACAUCAACUCACGGAGAAAUAUCAAUUACAGGUCGUUUGAGCCAAUUCUUCGUCUCCUUCCUCAGGGCAUCUCCCCUGUCAGCCAGCACUGGGCCACCUGGGCCCUGUACAACCUUGUGUCUGUCUACCCGGACAAGUACUGCCCCCUGCUGAUCAAAGAAGGGGGGCUGCCCCUUCUGAAGGACAUGAUCAAGAUGGCCACCGCUCGGCAGGAGACCAAGGAAAUGGCCCGCAAGGUGAUUGAGCACUGCAGUAACUUUAAAGAGGAGAACAUGGACACGUCCAGAUAGAGGCCUCCGUCCCCACGGCCGCCACUGCUCUGGACCACGAGGCCAGGAGGAAGCUCUCAAGCAGCCCAGCGGGCAGACCCCCACCGGGGAGCCUUCCGCUGGAUGAAGGGACACAGGGGGACUUUUGCACAACCGACGCUUUUCCUUAACAUUAGUGAGAUAUAUAUAUUAUAUAUAUAUUAUAUAUAUAUAUAUAUUAUUUUUUUUGGUUAGGAAGUGUGAAGUUUUGUGUGUAUGAUUUCUGUACAAAAACAAAAGAAACACUCCCUGAGUCCUCGCAGCUUCCUUGGCCAUUCUCAAGCCCCAACUCCAAGCCUUCAUCGCUGCCACCCACUCUUGCCCCCCACCCCCGACUAAAUGCCUCUAACGUUGUGAGAGUCCAGUCCUUUCCCAGUGACCUCAGACCCUGGCCUCACUUCCCAUGAGGAGAGGCAGCAGGCUUUUAACAGCCCACUCCAGCACCCCAACCCACUCCCCAAAGCCUGAGAACCCCCUCUGGGCUCCUGGGUGUGGCUGAUGGCGUUUGGGAUGAAAACUAGCCCCACUGGGUCUCCCAAAUGCCUUGGUGCUCCCGGCCGUGGGCCAUCUGGGGCGAGGAAGUGAGUGCUCAGGCCCAGGCAGCCCCGGCCCCAGAGGACCCUCAGGAGCGGGGCUCACAGCGGCCCCGCUGUUCUCUGGCCGGGCCUGCCUGAGGCCACGCUGCUACGGAGGCUGCCUCCUGGUCUCCCACCAGGUCCCAGGCUACUGAAGGCCCCAGCCCAGGGCUGGUCAGAACUCCGGCAGAUUCCACUGCCUCUUCUGCCAAACAGAUUCAGCACCUGCCCCAGCCCUGGAAGCCAGCACCUCUGGGACCGGGGCUUGCCCCUCACUCCCCAGCCCUUCGCCUGCCCGCAGUACCCAUGGUGCCCAGGCACCCCACCAGCAGAACUGAGCCGGCCUCAUUCGCCUCCCCCACCCGACCUGCCCCGCUGCCUGGAGGAGCCCACCUGUCUCUCUGUGAGGCGGGAGGUCCCCACUCCAGCCGGACCCGCAGCAACAGCUAACUGCCUCCAGACCAGCACCGGGCACAGCCUGCAGUGGCCCCGCGUGGCCCUUCCGAGCCUCUCCUCCCUGUCCCCAGGCUUUACCUCGGGAACCUCUGUGCCGUGUUUCAGAGAAGUGUGAGCCGCAAAUGUAUCUCGAAAUAUCUUGUGGUCCUCCCUUGAUGUAACUCCGAAUUGCUUCUCGUGAGACAGGCGGUGGUAAGGAUGCCCU